AUGGAAUUUCUGAAGGCCUUGGAAGAAGCCAAGAAGAAUGGCAUCAGUCAAGAACAGUUUAUGAAAAUCUGGGAUGUGGAGAUAAAACUGAAACAGCAGCAAGAAGAAGCUCGGCUGCUGGAACUCAAGCUUUCAUGUGGGACAGUUCAGGCAGAAGAAGAAGAUGAAUAUUUAUUAUGUUUAAGUUAUAUUUCUAAUUUGUUACUUCAGGAUUCCGUCUUGGCCAUGAAAAACCAGAUGAAAAGUUUGCUACAGAAGCACGUGAAGGAGGUACAGCAGCAGAUCAAUGAGCUGAAACUUCAACUCCAGCAUGAUAACAAGGCCAACUUUGAAGAAAUUACCAGACAGUUCAAAAGCCAAGGGGCCGCCACUGCUAUGGUGAUAAGAAGUGAACUUGAGAGUGUACUAGGUCACUACUAUGGAAACAGAAACUUUGCUCAGCAAGCGCCAUACUCUUGGGACAGUCUUCACAUGGGCAAGGGUGAAGCCAGUGGAAGUGGAUAUCAGAUGCAUGAUUCGCAGCAAUGGAAUCCAAGUCUAGAUUACAGUCAUUCUAGAGAUCUGUCAGCUAAUUCCGAUCAGUACAUGAAUGGUGAAUGUUUAUUUCCUUCAGACAAUGGUGCUGUCUUGUGUGUGAGGGGACUCGACGAACUAGUAUCUAGCGGUAAGAGUACUGAAAGCCCAGUGUACAUUCUAGAUGAAUCCAGAAUUAAAGUCCAGCUGUCCAUCUGGUUUAAAAGCAAAGGACACUUGAAUGCCCAGUUGUUAGUGUGGGGUGAUCAGCCAUUGAGACUUGCCAGAGUUUUCACAAUUACUGGAUUCAUUGAGAACAGAAAUUCUGGCUCUUACUCCCCUCUUCUUGAAGGAAAGAGCCAACCUCUGAAAAAACUGAAACCUGACCCCAAAAAAAUGGUUAAUAUUUCAGUUUGUCUGCAGACUAGCAAGGGAUCUUUUGAUAAUGUUACUUUUGAGGAGCUGGAAAAAAGAAACUUUGUUAUUGAUGAUUCAUUAAUCAUUAAGUGGUUUGUCACAUCAGAAGAAGCACAAGUAGAAUAA
This is a messenger RNA of Candidula unifasciata, 1056 nucleotides long. The record is from the annotation of a GenBank genome assembly. NCBI's taxonomy places the organism in Eukaryota, Metazoa, Mollusca, Gastropoda, Stylommatophora, Geomitridae.